Molecule: messenger RNA, 1200 nt
Organism: Trichoderma atroviride IMI 206040
Lineage: Eukaryota; Fungi; Ascomycota; Sordariomycetes; Hypocreales; Hypocreaceae
Biological process (GO): acylglycerol catabolic process
Cellular component (GO): mitochondrion
Molecular function (GO): monoacylglycerol lipase activity
Source: RefSeq, a predicted model, not a curated record
GCCAUGGCUACUUACCAAGCGGCCAAGACGCAGUUUGUCAAGGUAGACGGCUGUACCUUUGCCUAUCGACUGCUUGGCCUAUCGAAUGGCAUCCCGCUGGUAUUCAUCCCAGGAUUCAAACAAACCAUGGAUCACUGGGAUCCAGCAUUGGUCAAUCCUCUCGCGGCUCAGCGCCCAGUGUUGCUGAUUGAUAACGCUGGAGUUGGCCGAUCCGAGGGUGAAAUUCCCGAUACUUAUCCCGCCUGGGCAGCGCACUACACUGCCGUAAUCAAGCAGAUUCUUGGCCAGAACAGCAAGGUUGACGUACUGGGUUAUUCGAUGGGCGGCUGCGUUGCGCAGCUUAUGGCCUUGAAUGCGCCAGAACAGGUGCGACGGUUGGUGCUGGGCGGGACGACUCCCAGUUCCGGAGACGGUGUUAAGCCGUCUCCCGAUGGCAAGGCAUUCAAGCGCCUCAAGGCGGCCAGGACUAUGGAGGAGGAGCGGCAAGCUUUCCUGGAUGGGUUCUUUGUGCAGCGUUCCCAGCGCAGUCGGGAAGCGGGCGAAAAGGCAUGGGAGCGCAUUAUCAACAACAGAUGCGAUGCCGGCGAGGUGAGAUGCGAACCAGUGCCUCCAGGGCCAGCUCAUCAGCAGGCGCUUGCGUUUGUCAGGUUCAUGGAUAAGAAAAAUGCUUCCCAAGGCAGCUAUGAGCGGCUCCGACAGCUGCGUCUGCCCGUGCUAAUCGCCAAUGGUUGCAAUGAUUUGCUGCUUCCUACUGACAACAGCAUCCUGAUGUGGAAAAUGCUUAGCUCCGCGGAUGCACGACUACAUCUGUUUCCAGAUUCAGGGCACGGGUUCCUGUCCCAAUACGCCGAUGAAUUCGCAAGUCUUGUGAAUGGUUUCCUUGGCGCCAAUAGCAGUGGCAGCGACAGUGGCGACGGCGGCAGUAGCUCGACUCGCGGCAGUCGGCUCUGAUUGCUCCAUGCUGUAUGAUAGGACCCCGUACUAGUGUCCAUGCCUGUCUCGCACCUUAGUGAGCAUGCAAGACGCGUCUAUUGACGACGACGCGACGCCAGUUGUUUUCCUCAUUGGUCCUUGUUUGCUUUUGGGGUCACUGCAAGCCCCGCCGUGAUGGGCUAGGUCGCCAUGUAGCAAUGGGAAUAUGACGACCCAGGGGCAGGUAGUAGAUGAGAGGUAGCAUUGCAACAAACCAAACACGAGGUG